Molecule: messenger RNA, 220 nt
Organism: Amorphotheca resinae ATCC 22711
Lineage: Eukaryota; Fungi; Ascomycota; Leotiomycetes; Helotiales; Amorphothecaceae
Exons: 1
Source: RefSeq, a predicted model, not a curated record
CGAGAGGACGGUGAAUGAAGUGAAUGAGGCGAGGACGAGGGCUGAUUGAUGAAUAGCAUCUUCAUCUAUCUAUCUAUCUUUCUUUACACUUCGCCGUCGUUGCGCCUCUUCUCUGCCUGCCCUACCUAUCCCGUCCCGUCCCCCAUCCUCCCUCUUUCAAAGGUUGUGGGGCAGAAGACAAAAGCACCCAGCAUAAAAAACGACGAGAAGAGAAAACUAG